Molecule: messenger RNA, 3408 nt
Organism: Drosophila eugracilis
Lineage: Eukaryota; Metazoa; Arthropoda; Insecta; Diptera; Drosophilidae
Gene: HIPP1
Exons: 6
Coding region: 120-2927 (935 amino acids)
Source: RefSeq, a predicted model, not a curated record
UGGCCGCUUUGCAGCAAGUGCACUUUUUUUUGUACUAAAGUAAUUCAAUAAAAACGAGCGCGAAUAGUCCCAAUUUGAAGCUCCUGUUGAACGGAAAGGCAUUAAAGGGCAGUGGAAUCAUGGAGCAGGUGACGGACACCAACGUGCAAUCGCCGAAUCCAAUCCAAACGGAGGAAUCACCUCAGGUAGAAGAGGAAAAAUCGGAGAGCUUAGAACCAAAAGCAGCGGCGUUGGAUACGCUUCCAAAAAGUGCGGGUUCCACUGAUUUGGAGAAUGAGCUGGCAAAUCUUAAUGGAUCGGACGGGGGCGCCGGUCUGGAUGAACUGAGCUCAUUGGAGCAGGAGAUAGCUAAGCUGCAUAACAUCCGACCACCAGAUGCGGUCACCGAAGCUGCAGAUACCGCUACUCCGAGUGACGGAACGGAUAAUGGUGGCUCAGAGACCCGCCUAGCCUGUGAAGACCCGACCAGUGGAUCCCCAACCGUCGAAGAUGGCCAUGGGACAUCAGGAAACGGUCAGGCUAAAGAAUCCCCCCUAGAGGAGGUGGAUCUAAUUGCCUUGCUCAAGGGCACGGACACCAGUCAUGAGCAGCAUUCUACUCAGGAUAAAUCCGCCUUGGAGAAGGCUCUCUCUGAGUUGGACGGUAUAGCGGGAGAAGGGGAUAUGGGUGUUACCAUCGAGGGCGAAGGGCAGUUCGAGAUCAUUGAAAUAGACGACGACGAGGAGUCAACCUCACGGAAAGCCAGUCCGAAAGUGCCAGUGUCUAAGCCCAGCAAGCCUAAGGCAUCCACCACGGCUUCUAUAUCCAAGCAUAAGCUGUCCCCGGAGCAAGCCAGAGCUGUGGCCCUGGAACAGAUGGCUGGCCUAAAGCCCAAGUCACGACGCAAAGAGCCGCCGCCUGUUGUCAAGCCGGUAGAUAUUGUCAGCUCAUUAAAUGAGGAUUGGGACGACUACGACUCUGAGGAAGACAACCCCACAUCCGCCAUAUCUAAUUCUGCAGUGGUGACGGAAGUGCCUCCAACACAAUUGGUCAUCAAAAAGCCACCUUUGCCUGUAAAAAAGGCACCAUCUCCUGUUAAAGCCAGUCUGAAAUCUCCAAUUUUGCUCAACAACAAGAUCAGCGGGGUUAAAGUAAUGCUGAAAACUGUCACCCAGAAGCAACUUACGGCCACCACAAGUCAAGUUGUAGAAAAUCCCAAGCCUGCAGUCGUUAUGUCUACUCCCAAUGAAACCGAAGAGCCUACCAUGGGAUUCAAACGCAUGCGUGUGGUCAAGAAGAAGAUAAUAUGGGAUCCGGAUGUACCCGAGACUAAAAAAUCAUUUUCGCAGUAUGCCAGCACGAAACCGAAUGUUAAGGCAUCUUCUCCUGUACCUCCUGCAUCAAAAACGAUUGUAAAGAGCAUUUCUCCGAACCAAACAAUUAAGAAAGAUUUGUUACCAAAAAAAAGGGCUGCAACACCUACAGCAAGGAGCUCUAAAGCCAGCACACCAGUUGGUGAAACAGAAAGGAGUCUCUCCCCGGUCAAGCGACGCGCUCAAACGCCAAGUUCGGGUUUGGCGAAUGGAGGAGUCCAGAAAAAGAAGAAGGUCUCUGAAAUCGAUCGUUUAAUGGGCGACGAGGGAGCGGCCAAUAUGAUCCAUGCAGUGGAGCAUGAGCAGCGGGAGAUGAGUGGCGGUGAGGUUUCUAAUAAGCCGCUAAUGCGCAAACGAGCCAUGACCAUAACCGGAAGGAAUCAGACACCCCGUGCAGUAGGGGAACCAUCGACGCCCAAAAAAGAGACUGUACUUUCGGCCACCAAACGAUCGGCUACCGCUGUAGAUUCUGUUUUCACGAAGGCCAACGCUAACACAUCCGCUAGCAAGCCCCGCCCAUCCGACUCCUGGGACUAUGUGUACAAGCAACGCGCUAGCGAGGAAUCUAUGAUCAUGCGUCGUCGCUCCAACAGUUCCUACUCCAGCAACGCAUCCGUUAGUCGUAAUUCUCUUGACAAUAAGCCUGGAGCGUCUAAUCUGUCAGAUGAUGCAGCCGAAGGAAAUGAUCCUUCCUUUAAGUUCCUAAAGCCUGUAAACAAGACAAACCAAAGGGGCGGCGAGGAUGCCUUGCUGCACACGCUGGCCAAUGAUAUGAAGGUAAACCAUGGCAGCGAUUUGGUAGUUCUGCGUAAGGUUAACAAGGUUGCUCAUCUGGAGAUCCACGCACAUCGUGGUAAGUCCGGUCAUACGUACAGUAGGCAGCUGCUAGAGCAGUUGAACGACACGCUGUCCAGUAUAGCCCGUAAAAGUGAGUUCAAUACCGUGUUGCUGACCGCUGAGGGUUCGCAGUUUUGCCAAGGUAUCGAUUGCCAGGAAUUUGUGCAGGGUUCGAUAGAGAAGCGUAAGGAAAAAGCUAGUCAGAUGUCCCUUGCACUGAAAACCUAUUUGCGUACGUUGGCUACAUUUCCUAAGCCCUUGGUGGCGGGCAUUGUUGGCAACCUGAUUAAUCUGGGCGUUAUGCAGCUGCCUUUUGCAGAUUAUGUGGUGGCCGCCGAUGAUUGUUGCUUUCAGACUAACUAUGCCAAGUUGGGCCAACUGCCCGAAGGUUAUGCUCUGUGGCACGGCCACGAAAAGGUGUCCAGUGAAGUAAAUUCACGAUUGAUUCUCCUGGGUGAAAGACUGUACGCAUCGGAACUUUUGGGGCCACAAAGUUUCGUUGGCAAAAUCUGCAAGGCCCGCAAUGUCACUAAUGAGGCUCUAGCCAUAGCCAAACAAAUAUCCACUAGCUCUGCGGAGAUGUAUCGCACGCUGAAAAAAAUCAACCAUUCAGUCACCAAUGCGGUAAAAUUCCCGCGACUGGAUGAGGAACUGAAAGUAAUAGGGGAGCAAUGGCUAACUCCCAGUUGCUUGGCUAAUUUCAAAACGUAUAUUAAUGACGUGGAUUUUAGAGUAUAGUUUAAGAACUACUGUAUACCAUGUGCAAUGGUAGGUAAAUUUACAUAUACAAAUCUUUAACAAAUCAAAUCAUACAUUUAGUUAAAUCCUCUGAUUUAUUCUGGACUGUUCAGCCUAGGAAUUUUUUACACACCAACACAUAUAUUUUGUUAAGAAUUGGAGUUCUGUGAAUUGCAUGGAAACUUAAAUCAGAGGUAAUAUUAGAUUCUGUUAGAUAAGAGUUCAAAAAUAAACGUAAUUGUAUCGGGAAUUAGUGUACUAAAUCAUAAGGAUAUCUUGAUGACUUUUGGAUAAGUUUUUGAAUCCUGAAUCAUCUUCGCGACCUAUUUGAAGCCCCUCCAUUGGGCUCUUAACAAGCCAACCCUCGGAACAUUUUAUGUUAAAUCAAUUAUUGAUCUAUAAGAACUUUAUGCAAUACAAUAUGUGUAAUAUGAUGAAAACUGUUAAGUAUCAAUAAAUGUAAAAUAAGAGAUCUUAAAAA